Messenger RNA from Pecten maximus, 588 nucleotides. RefSeq names its product hornerin-like. The transcript has a single exon. The record is from RefSeq and is a predicted model, not a curated record. The coding region runs from base 1 to 588 and encodes 195 amino acids. Lineage: Eukaryota; Metazoa; Mollusca; Bivalvia; Pectinida; Pectinidae.
AUGCCAUUCAUACAGACAAACAUUGUUCCUUACAAGAUACAGGCAAACACCAGCCACCCUUCACACAGCACACUUACAGAGGCAAACACCAGCCACCCUUCACAUGGCACACUCACAGAGGCAAACACCAGCCACCCUUCACACGGCACACUCACAGAGGCAAACACCAGCCACCCUUCACAUGGCACACUUACAGAGGCAAACACCAGCCACCCUUCACAUGGCACACUCACAGAGGAAAACACCAGCCACCCUUCACAUGGCACACUCACAGAGGCAAACACCAGCCACCCUUCACACGGCACACUCACAGAGGCAAACACCAGCCACCCUUCACAUGGCACACUCACAGAGGCAAACACCAGCCACCCUUCACAUGGCACACUCACAGAGGCAAACACCAGCCACCCUUCACAUGGCACACUUACAGAGGCAAACACCAGCCACCCUUCACAUGGCACACUCACAGAGGCAAACACCAGCCACCCUUCACAUGGCACACUCACAGAGGCAAACACCAGCCACUCUCACACAGCACACUUGCAAAGGCAAACAUCAUCAUUUUCAUAUUCACAGUUACAUUUCUGA